AUGCUUACCCCGAGGACUGAGAAAGAGAUAAGGGGAUUCCUAGGUAGAUUGCAGUACAUCAAUCGUUUCAUUGCUAGACUGACAGACAUUUGUGAGCCUAUCUUCCGCCUUCUGAGGAAGAAUCAGCCUACAGUUUGGAAUGAUGAUUGUCAGCGCGCUUUUGAGAGGAUUAAGGAGUGUCUCCUUUCUUCUCCGGUUUUAGUGCCUCCCACACCAGGGCGUCCUUUGCUUCUAUACUUAUCAGUUUCAGACAUGGCCUUAGGAUGCAUGCUAGCUCAACUUGAUGAUUUGGGGAAGGAGCGAGCCAUCUAUUAUUUGAGUAAAAGGAUGCUUGAGUAUGAGUGCAAGUACAUUAUGAUUGAGCGCCUUUGCUUAGCAGUGGUUUGGGCCACUAGGAGACUUAAACAUUACAUGACAGAGUAUUCUGUGCUCUUGGUCUCACGAUUGGACCCGUUGAGGUAUCUAUUUGACAGGCCUGUUCUGACCGGUAGGCUCAUGAGAUGGCUGGUAUUGUUGACAGAGUUUGAUAUUCAUUAUGUCACGCAGAAGUCAGUAAAGGGAAGCAUUGUUGCAGAUCAUCUAGCUUCUUUGCCGAUAUCCGAUGACCGAUCAGUUGAUGAUGAUUUCCCUGAUGAGCAGAUUGUUUCAAUGACUAGUAUUACGGGGUGGCGAUUGUACUUUGAUGGUGCCGCCAAUCAGUCGGGGUUUGGCAUUGGUAUCUUAUUGAUAUCACCACAGGGUGAUCAUAUCCCCAGAUCAGUCCGGUUAGCAUUUUCUGAUCAUCACCGGUUGACGAAUAAUAUUGUAGAGUAUGAGGCUUGCAUUACAGGUUUGGAGACUGCACUUGAUCUUGGCAUUAGACAGUUGGAGAUCCACGAGGAUUCCAACUUGUUGAUUGAUAGAUUCGAUGUGUUAAGGUAUAUACAUUUGCCCAGGGCGGAGAAUCAGUUUGCCGAUGCAUUAGCCACCUUGGCUUCUCUAAUUGUGAUCCGUACGGGGGUGAAUGUUAGGCCAUUGCUGAUUGAGACUAAGUCUGCACCAGCUUACUAUUGUUUGAUUGGAGAAAUAGAGGAUCAGAUUGAGCUGCCAUGGUAUCAUGAUAUUUAUCAGUUUCUGUCAUGCGGCGCUUACCCAAAGUCAACCUCGGCUAAGGAUAGGAGAGCAUUGAGACAGUUGGCCACCAGAUUUGUUGUUUGCGGGGAUGCGUUGUAUAGGAGAUCACCUGAUGGCUUGUUAUUAUUAUGUUUAGACCGUGCAUCUGCAGAUCGAGUGAUGAGAGAGGUUCAUGCAGGGGUCUGUGGCCCACACAUGGGAGGUCAUAUGCUAGCACGUAAGAUCAUGAGGACUGUAUGGGGUAUUGAUAUUAUUGGGAAGAUCUUUCCCAAGUCUUCCAGUGGGCAUGAGUACAUUUUGGUAGUCAUUGACUAUUUCACCAAGUGGGUGGAAGCCACUUCCUAUGCUAGAUUGACAGCGGCCAGGGUGGCCAAAUUCAUCAGAUCGCACAUUAUUUGCCGAUACGGGGUCCCUCACGAGUUGAUUUCUGAUAGAGGGGUGCAUUUCAGGGGCGAGGUGGACACGUUGAUUCAAGAGUAUGGCAUUCAGCAUCACAGAUCGUCUGCGUGCAGGCCGCAGACUAAUGGAGCAGUUGAGGCCAGAUUGAGGGCGGCAGAUCAUGUUCAGGCCUAUCAGAGGAAGAUGACCCGUGCAUUCAGAAAGAGGGUCAAGCCUAGGAAAUUCCAGAGAGGUGACCUAGUCUUGAAAGUCCUCGGGGGAUUGAUCAGCUACCCUAGAGGCAAGUUUAGACCGAGUUGGAGUGGGUCUUAUGUCAUUCGAGAUCUGACUCGAGAGGGAGCUGCCUGGUUGACAGACCUAGAUGGAAAUCAGUUCACAAAGCCAGUUAAUGUGGAUCAGCUGAAGAAGUUUUAUGCGUGA
Molecule: messenger RNA, 1932 nt
Organism: Vitis vinifera (wine grape)
Lineage: Eukaryota; Viridiplantae; Streptophyta; Magnoliopsida; Vitales; Vitaceae
Exons: 4
Coding region: 1-1932 (643 amino acids)
Biological process (GO): DNA integration
Molecular function (GO): RNA-DNA hybrid ribonuclease activity; nucleic acid binding
Source: RefSeq, a predicted model, not a curated record